AUGCUUUCUCCCUCCCUCUCUCUCUGUCAGUGUCAUUCAGUAGUGGAGAUGUGGAGUGUCUUUCUUUCUCUCUGUCUGUUUUUUCAGCCCAAUUCAGCUGAGGAAGUGAUGCUGCUGGACACAACAGAGUCUACCUCAGAGCUGGGCUGGACCACCUAUCCAGACACGGGGUGGGAUGAGGUCAGUGUGCUGGACGACCGGGGGAAGCUCAUACGAACCUUUGAGGUCUGCAAUGUCAACCAAAAUCCCCGUGUGCAAGACAACUGGUUGGCUACGCCCUUCCUGUUCCGACACUCUGCUCCACGGGUGUUUGUCACGCUGCGUUUCUCGGUGCGUGACUGUGCCAGCCUUCGAUCACCAUCACCCACCUGCCGAGAGACGCUCACCCUGUACUACAAACAGGCCGACUCCCAGAGAGAGCUGGAGAGGACCUGGGCAGCUGAGCCAUCAAACGGAGAGAAGGAGACCAGGGAGGGUUGGGUGAAGGUCGACACCAUUGCGGCGGAUAAGAGUUUCUCCAAGGUGGAGCCCAGCUCACCUCACCAGUAUCAACCCAACAGAUACAGCCGAAUCAACAUCAAGACACGCAGCUUUGCCCCACUCACACGCAAUGGAUUCGUCCUGGCUAUCGUCGACAGUGGAGCUUGUGUUUCCCUCAUGGGUGUGUCAGUCUUCUACCGUCGCUGUCCAGCCACCAGCGUGUACUUGGCAUCCUACCCUGCGACUCCCUCAGGGGCUGAGCCGACUGCCUUAGUUCCCCUGAGCGGGACGUGUGUCCCCAACAGUAAAGCCCAGGGAGGCACGCCCCCUCGAAUGCACUGCAAUGCUGAAGGGGAGUGGAUGGUUCCUGUAGGGGGAUGCGUCUGUGAUGAAGGCUAUGAGCAGAACCUCAAUGGAUCUGCCUGCUUGGCUUGUCCGGUGGGCUACUUCAAGUCCGUUGCGGGCUCCAUUCCCUGCUCGGUGUGUCCCUCCAACAGCAGAACCAGCCAAGAGGGGUCGAGUAUGUGUGAAUGUCGCAGCGGAUUUUACCGGUCGGCCAAAGAUGCCAACUCUUCUGCCUGCACAACUCCUCCAUCUGCUCCGGUCUCUCUGUCCUGGGAGUACGAGAGCGGCGAUGGUGGGGUGUCCUUAAGGUCGCCCCCAGUGGACAUGGGAGGCCGCAGUGAAGUGUGGUACGGCGUGGUGUGUCGCAUCUGCCCGUCGGCCACCUUCACCAACCCGGCGGCGUGUUCCUGGUGUGGAGAGGGCGUCACCUUCAGCCCCUCCCAGACGAACCUGAAACAAACCAAGGUCACCCUCAACAAUCUGCUGACCAGAGUCACUUAUCUCAUACAGGUGCAAGCCAUGAAUGAGGUGUCAGCUUUGAGUCCUUUUCCAGCUCGAUACACAAGCAUCAAUUUCACAACGAGCCAGUCAGUUCCCAGCACAGUUCCCAUGAUGCACCAGCUGAGCCGAGCACCAGACUCAAUAACUCUCUCGUGGCCUCAGCCGGACAGGCCCAAUGGAGACAUCCUGGAGUACCAGCUUAGAUACUAUGACAAGGGUUCAGAUGUGGACAGUGCGGGGACUGUGUACAGUGAGACCAACACGGUGACCAUCAACUCUCUGAUCCCCGGCUCCAUCUACGCCUUCCAGAUCAGAGCUCGAAAUGAACGCGGCUACGGCCCCUACAGCAACACCAUUUACUUCACCACGCUGCCUCUGGAGGAACAUUCACAGCAGAUCCAGAAUCGACUUCCUUUGCUGGUCGGGUCAGUAAUGGGAGGAGCAGCGUUUCUGCUGGUGGUGGCAGCGAUUGUCGUUGUGUUGGUAUUUCGCAGAAAGAGGAGAGAGAGUCCUUACAGCGACAGACUCCAGAGGUACAUCAGUAACCGAGGUGGAGUUAAGUAUUAUGUGGACCCAUCUACUUAUGAGGACCCCAGUGAGGCCGUCAAAGAGUUUGCCCGUGAGAUAGAUCCCACUCAUCUAAAGAUUGAGGAGGUGAUCGGUGCAGCCCAGUUUGGGGAGGUUUCUCGGGGCCGUUACCGUCCGCUUGGUCGCAGGGAGGUGCUGGUGGCGGUGAAGUCUAUACGCUGGGGAGCGUCCGACAGAGAGAGGGGGCUGUUCCUCAGUGAAGCAGGGGUCAUGGGACAGUUUGACCACCCCAACGUACUGAAGUUGGAGGGUGUGAUCACUCAUACCGCCCCAGAGAGGAUCAUCACUGAGUUCAUGGAGAACGGGCCUCUGGACGCGUUCCUCAGGGAGAACGAGGGCCAGUUCAGCGUACUCCAGCUGAUCGGGAUGCUCAGAGGAGUUGGUGCAGGGAUGCGUUACCUCUCUGAGAGAAACUUUGUCCACCGGGACCUGGCAGCGAGGAACGUGUUGGUCAACUCCAACCUGGUCUGUAAAGUGUCUGACUUUGGCCUGUCCCGACUCAUGAGGGGCCUGGACCACAACAUACCUACAUACACUGCCUCAUUGGGCAGUAAGAUUCCUGUAAGGUGGACAGCACCAGAAGCCUUUCAGCAUCGCAAGUUCAGCUCAGCGAGUGACGCCUGGAGCUUCGGCAUACUUAUGUGGGAAGUGAUGUCUUAUGGAGAGCGUCCAUACUGGGACAUGAGCAAUCAAGAAGUGAUGAAGGCCGUAGCAGACCAGUACCGUCUCCCUGCCCCCCACAACUGCCCCUCUGCCCUCCACUCUCUGAUGCUUCAGUGCUGGCAGGCUGAUCGCGGGGACCGGCCGGGCUUCGACUCGCUCCUCUCCUCCUUGGAUCGGCUCAUCAGGCACCCUGCCUCCCUCAAGGUGGAGCCAACUCGAAGCUGCUCUCAGCCGCUGCUCAGCCCGACGCCCACAGACCUAACAGCAGUUGCAACAGUCAGUGAUUGGUUGAAGGCUCUGAGGAUGGAGAGAUAUCAGGAUGAGUUUGAUCGGGCAAACCUGGACACAUUGGACAGAGUCAGCAGGCUCAGUAUGGACGAUGUCCAGAAUCUCGGGGUGAACCUGCUGGGACACCAGAGGAAGAUCGUCAGUGCAGCCCAGCAGCUCAGAGCCUAUCUGACGCAGGGGCAGGUGGAGGUGUGAAAUCCACCUACAGUACAACCUGUGCCACAGAUUCCUGU
Messenger RNA from Anoplopoma fimbria (sablefish), 3098 nucleotides. It is a transcript of the gene ephb6, whose product is annotated as eph receptor B6. The record is from RefSeq and is a predicted model, not a curated record. Gene Ontology annotation, cellular component: neuron projection; plasma membrane. Gene Ontology annotation, biological process: axon guidance; protein phosphorylation; cell surface receptor protein tyrosine kinase signaling pathway. NCBI's taxonomy places the organism in Eukaryota, Metazoa, Chordata, Actinopteri, Perciformes, Anoplopomatidae. Gene Ontology annotation, molecular function: protein binding; transmembrane-ephrin receptor activity; ATP binding.